AUGCAGGUAGGAGUCUGUCUGAGACAGGAUACUGAGACAACACUACCAGAGCUCACUGAGCAGCACAGGAUCAGACAGAAAGAAGAGGAACUCAGUGGACUGGAGCCUGUCCACAUGGCAGAGUCAGAGACAGAGUGUGCUGCAGGAGGACUCAACACACUGGAGCCAGAGUGUGUUACAGCACACAGCAGGGAGCUGCACUUCUGCACACCUUUGAGUAGCAGUAUGAUGCAGGGCGGAGUCUGUCUGAGACAGGACACUGAGACAACACUACCAGAGCUCACUGAGCAGCACAGGAUCAGACAGAAAGAAGAGGAGCUCAGUGGACUGGAGUCUUUCCACAUGGCAGAGUCAGAGCCAGAGUGUGUUACAGUACACAGCGGGGUCAGUGAUGUACAUCACACACACUCAUCACUUAUUAAAACAGAAACUGAUCUGGGCUUCCCCCACACUGGGGAUCUUAAGACAGAGAGCCUAGACAGUACAGAGCUGGGAUAUGUAGCCCAUCUGCAUCAUGACCAAAUUAAAACAGAAGCUGAUGAUGGAGGAUACUUUAAGUCAGAACACAUCAGUGACUUACAAGAUAUUGAUUGUGUUAAUAUUAAAUCUAAUCAAAUGAAGUGUGAAUACAGUGAAAGUUUAGUGAGUGAUCUUAUUAUUGAAGCUGGUGUUGAUGACGGAGACCAGACUGAACCAAGGCAAUCUCCUGGAGAGCCAAACCGAAACUGUGAAAAAGAAGAAUCCAUAAAUCAUCAUUGUGACAUAAACAAUGAAAAUAAUCAGACCACAUUUAUCCAUAAAAGUACAAGCAGUUGCAGCAAACAUAUACAUUCUCAGAGAAUGAAUGUGAUAAUUGAACCCCCUUUAAUUAAGUCAAGUAAAAACCCAAGCCCUUUGAAUGUCUUUCAAUACAAGGUUAUUCACAGAAAUAAAUGUGAAAAGUCAUACAAGUGCAUACAAUGUAAGAAGUGUUUUCAUACAAGAUAUGAUUUAAAUACACACCUCAGAAUUCAUACAGUUCAAAAGCCCUACAGAUGUUUUGAAUGCAAGAAGUGCUUUUCCCAAAUAGGUCAUUUAAAUUGCCACCAGAGAAUUCAUACAGGUGAAAAGCCAUACAAGUGUACUCAGUGCGAGAAGUGUUUUCGUACAAAUUCUUGUUUGAAAAAACACAUGAGAAUUCAUUCCGGUGAAAAGCCCUACCAAUGUAUUCUGUGUGGGAAGUGUUAUUCCCAAGCAGGUCAGUUAAGUAGUCACGAGAGAAUUCAUACAGGUGAAAAGCCCUACACAUGUCAUCAGUGUGGGAAGGGCUUUUCUGAAAAAUCUAAUUUAAAUAACCAUAAAAGAAUACAUACAGGUGAAAAGCCAUACAAGUGUACACAAUGUGGGAAGUGUUUUAGUGCUAGUUCUGCUUUAAAUCAACACCUGAGAAUCCAUACAGGUGAGAAGCCUUACAAAUGUACUCAAUGCGGGAAGUGUUUUUCCCAAAUAUCUAAUUUAAAUUGCCACCAGAAAAUUCAUACAGGUGAAAAACCAUACAAAUGCAUUCAGUGUGGGAAGUGUUUUAACACAAAAUCUUAUUUAGAUACACACCUGAGAAUUCAUAGAGGUGAAAAGCCAUACAAGUGUACGCAGUGUGCCAAGUGUUUUUCCCAUAUAACUAGAUUAAAUUACCACCUGAGAAUUCAUACCGGUGAAAAGCCAUACAAGUGUACACAGUGUGAGAAGUGUUUUAAUAACAAAUCUGGUUUAAAUCAACACCUGAGAAUCCAUACAGGUGAGAAGCCUUACAAAUGUACUCAAUGCGGGAAGUGUUUUUCCCAAAUAUCUCAUUUAAAUUGGCACCAGAAAAUUCAUACAGGUGAAAAGUCUUAAAAAUGUCUUCAGUUUGGGAAGUGCUUUUUGGCUGCAAGUAAUUUGAAAAGCACUCUGUGUGAGAAAUGAGAUUUUUCUACAAAUCUCAUAUAAUUUAAGCAAUGAAAAUUGGAGUGGACAGUCUUUCACACGUACUUAAUGUUUUGACAAAAAUGUCAUGUUUAUGGCCAAGAAGAAUUCCUACAGGUGUAACCUGACAAAUUACUCAUGUAGUG
This is a messenger RNA of Anguilla rostrata (American eel), 2087 nucleotides long. RefSeq names its product zinc finger protein ZFP2-like. Gene Ontology annotation, biological process: regulation of transcription by RNA polymerase II. The record is from RefSeq and is a predicted model, not a curated record. Gene Ontology annotation, molecular function: DNA-binding transcription factor activity, RNA polymerase II-specific; RNA polymerase II cis-regulatory region sequence-specific DNA binding. Gene Ontology annotation, cellular component: PcG protein complex; chromatin; transcription regulator complex. Bases 1 to 1872 code for a protein of 623 amino acids. The transcript has 2 exons. NCBI's taxonomy places the organism in Eukaryota, Metazoa, Chordata, Actinopteri, Anguilliformes, Anguillidae.